Messenger RNA from Menidia menidia (Atlantic silverside), 2014 nucleotides. The record is from the annotation of a GenBank genome assembly. NCBI's taxonomy places the organism in Eukaryota, Metazoa, Chordata, Actinopteri, Atheriniformes, Atherinopsidae.
AUGGUGAAGCGGAGGGCACGACCCCUGGAGGUGAACCUGCUUUCCACGUCGUGGGAAGUGCGGCCUCAUCCUCUAACGAAAAGCCAGGCUUUCUAUUCGAACAGUAUAUGAGUGAUCCAAAAUGUCAUUGAGCUGAGGCCUAAGUCAAGAUACAUCCUUGCCAUUGAUGAUUCAAGGAACACUUUAGAGGAGAUCGUACAGCCAGAUGAACUGGAGUUCCUCAACAUAAACCUCCGCUUGGAUGCCAUUAAUAUAAAGGAGUCUCUAAACCUCAACUGGACAUCUAAAGCCGGGAUGGUUGAGAACAUGGACAGUAUUGUGCAAGAGUACAAAGAGACGAGGCAGCUGCUUCCAAUUAAAGUCUGUGUGGUCGGUCCUCCGGCUGUGGGGAAAACCACUAUUGCUGAGAAGCUCUGCAAGCAUUACCAGAUACACCACAUCAACCUGAAGGGGAUCAUCGAGGACAAGAUUAGACAACUGAAGGAGAAGAUAAGUGGAGUUUACCCCGAACAUGUCAGUGAAGAGGCUGCAGCUGCUGCGCACAAACAGUUUGAAAAUAUCACCCAAAGCUUGGAGAUGAACGGGGGCAAACUUGCUGAACACCAAGUAUUUGACAUUUUGCAAGAAAAACUGAACUCCAAGCCAUGUAGGAACCAAGGGUUUGUUCUGGAUGGUUAUCCUAAGACUUAUGCACAAGCAAAGUUGAAUUUCUCUGUUGAGGAUGCAGAGGUUCAGGAUUCAGAUUUGAUGUCUGUAAUGCCCCAGUACAACAAACUCAUCACUCCAGAGUAUGUUUUUGCCCUUGAUGCAUCUGAUGACUUCCUGACAAAGAGAGUCCAAGGACUUUCAGAGAAUGUGGCUGAUAAAAUGCGAUACACCCAGGAAGAAUUUUUGCCUCGCCUCGCCAGACACAGACAGCUGGGUGCCGCUGAAGAAACACUGUUGGACUAUUUUGAUCACUGUGAAAUUCACCCAGAACGUUUAGAGGUCAGCACAGACGAUCCAGAGUACACUGUGGUUAUGAAGCAUAUCAUGGAGACCAUUGGGGACCCUAAGAAUUACGGCCCAAGUCCAGAUGAUCAGGAGGAGGCGGACCGAAAGAGAGAAGCCAAGCAGAGGCGGAAACAGGCUGCAGAAGCUGCUGAGAAGAGAAGCAGAAAAGAAGCUGCGCUGACUGAAAUAGCAGCUCAGUCUGAGGAGUGGCAGACAAAUCUGUCAGAGGUGAAACGACAGGAGCAUGAGCUGAUGGAGGCUCACGCUCUGCCUCUGAGAAACUACCUGAUGAAGUAUGUGAUGCCAUCGCUCACUCAGGCGAUGUCAGAGUGUUGCCAGAUCAAACCAGAGGACCCCGUUGACUUUUUGGCAGAGCAUCUUUUACGGAGCAACCAAGAAGAAGAGCUAUCUGUCUAAAGGAGAGCAGAAUUCACUGCGCUCUAGAUGGAUAGACUGGAUUGUCAGCAUGAUACAGCUACACGUGUAAGCAAAGAAACUGUACUGUCUGGAAAACAUUUUAAAUUAAAAAAAUCUUUCUAAUAUUUAACUAGGCAAACUUUCAGUCAGUGAAGUUAACAGUUGGCAGCCACUGCGCAAAAAGCAAUAACUUAGCUCUAACCAGCACAAGUAAUAACACCCGAACACCCGAAAGGUAGGAAAAAUAUUAUGUAAGGAUGAUGCAAAUAGCAGCAAAACGAAAAGAAACAAAGGCAGAUGAGAAAUGUAGAACCCAAUUCAAGUGGGAGAGGCGUGGGAGAACCAGCCAUUUAAGAAAAGAAGAGAAGCUAAACUAACAGAAACAAACAAAAGAGGGGAGUUGGAUGCCCAAUAAAGUGCUCACACACCAUUUUUUUAAAUAAAAAAGUUCAUGGUAUGACGGGAACUCAAAACUAUUGUGUAACUGUUGUGUACAAAACUAUGAUCACCCUAAAAAAAACGUUUCUGUGCACAAACACAGGAUUACCACUUUGAAGUGUCUUGUACACAAAAUGUGCUAUACAAAUAAACUUGUCUUGCCUUA